CGCCCCCGGUAGUAGCUGUGGUGCCAGUUACCAGCUUCACUCUGUACGGCAGUUUGGACUUUAGUUAGCCACGGUGUUUGGGUGAGAAAGCCUCAUCAAACUUUCAAAGGUCGGAGUUGCCUGCCCAAACGAGCCUAGCCAGUACUGCGGAAGGGCCAGACGAAACUCGAGCGCCCAGCUUGCCGACGACGAUUGCCUAGGUGCUCUCCCGACGGUCGACGAGUACUCCGUCCCGACUCUGCCUGUUUAUUCCGACUAGUCCACUCUAGCUGGUCCAAGAUGGCGAUGACCGGUGCAGUCCGCCCGGCUAUUCUGCUAGGCUUGGCGAUGGUCAUCGGAGUUGCAUACUGGCAUGGAGCAGAGGCAUACAGUGCGGGUGCUCCGUCAAGUGCAUGCGGCAGCAUGAUGCCAGGUCAUGGCUUUGCUUCGCAGCCGGUCUCUUCUGGAGGUACAAAUGGUGGCUUCACAGUUACCACCAGCUCAUCGACGUAUCAAGUAGGCGCUACAUACACAAUGACCAUCGCUGGAUCUACAAACGCAUUUGCUGGCUUCAUGUGCCAGGCCAGGACAACGUCAAAUGGGCAACUGUCGGUGUUCACUGGAACGGUUCCCGCGGGAACACAGAAGAUCUCUGGCUGCACGGAUGCGUAUACGCAUACAAGUAAGACGGCCAAGACAUCCGUGACGUUCAGCUGGAAGGUCAACAGUGCCAGCGUAACCAGUUUCAAAUUUGUCUGCACCUUCGUUCAAUCCUACAAUACCUACUUCGUGCAAGUACCAGGUUCUGAUCUGACACUGAUGGCCACACCGACGACAGUAGCUCCUACGACAGCAGCUCCUACAACAGCUGUGCCCAUGACAGGUACGACGCAACCCGGGGCGACAGCUGGACCGACAACUGCUGCACCAUCAACAGCACCGCCGACAACACUUGCGCCCACUACCAUGGCACCUACCACAAUGGCACCUACCACAAUGGCACCCACCACUCAGAGAGGACCUGCUAGUACCUCAAUGGUGUCGGCUUCAGAUUGCGGCACUGGGAAGUCCUGCUAUCGGGAUCCACCAUCUUGCACAACAGACUGCACCUACUUCUACUCCCAGAAGCCCAUUGGCAGCACACAAGUCGAGAUCGAGCUCAGUGCCAAGACCCAGGGCUGGGUGGCUGUCGGCUUUAGCACGGAUCGAAUUAUGGGAGAUGACGAUGUAAUGGGAUGCAACGUGGCGUCUGAUGGGACCACCGUGAUCGUCAAGAAUGCCUUCAAUCAAGGCAAAUCAAACGUUAUCGACUUAUCCACCAACCCAGCACCGUUCAUCACCAACACAUUCUCAAGCUUCGUCAAUGGUCAAAUCUACUGCCGAUUUACGAGAACCCUGACCACCAACUCCAACAGGGACAAGAACCUCGCAGCACCCAACAAAUACCAUCUGUUAUUUGGAACAAACACCGCCGCCAGCGGAAGAGGUGGCAGUAAUAUCGGAAUGCCAGGAAAGCACAACUCAAUUCCACCGAUCACGACUGCGGCCUACACUGCCACUGAUACCAGCGUGGCCAAUUUCAACGCAAACAUCAAGGUCGGCCUGAUCAAAGUUCACGGAUUCUUCAUGAUCAUUGCCUGGAUUGGCCUAGCUGGAAUCGGCCUGUUCAUGCCAAGAUUUAUGAAGAAAGCCUGGGACGUGCCGAAGGACGAGGUUGCAUGGUGGUUCAAGCUUCACCGUCCUUUGAUGGUUACUGUUUGGUUGAUGAGUCUACUUGGCUUUAUCUUCAUUCUGGCAUACAAGAAGGGAAAGUGGUCUACCGGCAGUAGUGCUCACCCAGGAAUUGGCCUUGCCACUUUCAUCCUCUGCAUGAUCCAGCCAUUCAUGGCAAUGAUCAGAAAGAAGCUAAACAAAUCUCAGCGCAAGAUUUUCAACUGGACGCAUCGCACGGUCGGUUUGGCAGCUCAUGCUCUGGGAGCCAUCGCUGUCUACCUCGGGAUGGACCUAUUCCGUCAGAACUACGGAUUGACGACAGCCGUGCUCUAUCUAUGGGCAGCCUGGGCAGCCAUUGAAGCCGCAAUCUGGAUCGGAUAUGAGAUCAAACUUCUUGUAUCUCCAGUUGAUCCCACAGAGAAGAUAGCUGCGGACGCCAGCAUCAGGAAGGCACUGCUGAUGGUCUACGCAGCCACUUGCAUUGUUCUUGGCAUUGUCAUGGCUAUCAUGGUGGUGGCCCACCGCACUGGUUCCAGUGAAGACUGAUAGUGUAAUUGAGUCACUAUGGCACCGGUGCCAGGGCGGGGCGGUUAUGUGACCAAGCUGCAAGGCAUGCCACUUACUGCAGCUACCCGGGGAGCCAGGUUUGUGCCACCGUCUGCUAGAGCUAUUACCCAAUGUAUUUUAUUUUGUUUCGGCGCCGCUCUCGUCAGCGCCUGUCCGUGUCUUGGUUUUAGGAAGUACAUGCAGCAUCCAAGCUUUGUUAGUUAGAAUCGUUGCUAUUCAUCUUUGCUCGCACGCACAUGCUGGAUGCUUAGUAGACACCUUUUUGCAAUUCACAUUUUCAGAAAUUUGGAAAUUUCCUGAGCGAAUUUUACCUUUUUCAAUCUAUUUUUAAAAAGACGUACCCAAGGCCAUACAUGCUAAAGUGAAUGAUACCUAGUAGUGGCGUACAUAGCACGUGGACAUUUGAAUUUAGGUUUUGAAACUUACAACAAUUUAGGAAAUGUGUGUCAUGUACCAGCAUUGUCAGUUUCAAUGAUGCAUCAUCGCGGUUUGUCGUGUAUUUGUAUUUGUGACAUAGGGACAGACGCCAUUCUGGCCUCGUCCCAGCAUUCUAUUCUUGUCUCAUCAGAACUUUCUCUCUCCUCUGCUGGUGUAGCCUCCAUAGAUGCUUCUACUAUAUGAACUGUUGACUGAUGAGAAGAACGGUGUGAACACACCGCACCAAACACUGA
Messenger RNA from Sycon ciliatum, 2930 nucleotides. Its product is annotated as putative ferric-chelate reductase 1. The transcript is spliced from 19 exons. Lineage: Eukaryota; Metazoa; Porifera; Calcarea; Leucosolenida; Sycettidae. The record is from RefSeq and is a predicted model, not a curated record. Gene Ontology annotation, cellular component: membrane. Bases 280 to 2238 code for a protein of 652 amino acids.